AUGGGCAUUGAGACUGGAACCAUUGUUCCCUGCGAGCAGCAUGGGCUUCCAUGUGAGAGGCGUGUAGCCUUUGAGGGAUUUGAGACGGGCAGGAGGUUUUUAGCCUGUCCUCUUAAAGAAGGUCAGAACUGUGGUUCUGUUCAAUGGGUUGACCCAGAGUGGCCUCGUACAAUGCAAAAUGCACUGUUGAAGCUAUGGGAAAUGUAUCAAGACAACAAGAGUGAUAGGAGGAAGGAUAACCUGGAGAGUUCACUCACUAUUCAUCAUUUGACAGAAGAAAAAAAUAAACUGGAGGCCAACUAUGACAAAUUAGUUGAAGAUGUUCAUGAACUUUUGAAUGCCCAAGAGGAUAGGGUGCUGGAUUUCAGAUAUUUGCAGUCUAAGAGUGCAGAGGAGAGGAAUGCUGAGGUGACCAACUCAGUUGUCUCAGAUAUGAAGACAGAGAUGGAGAAGAAAGAGGCAGAGAUCUUCAAGCUGCAAGGGAAGUAUGAAGUCCUUAUGAACCUGACAAAAGCCCAAGGCACUGUCAUCAGGAACCUGAAGUUUAACCAUUUGAAAGAGAAGGAAGUGCUUAGUGCAAACAUGAGGAACUUGCAGUUCCAGGGACAUGAUAAGCUCAUCCAAGAGAAUCUCCAGCUGAAGGAUCACAUGGGUGAUCUGAAAAAGGGCCAUGACAAGCUCACUAAAGAUAGGGCUCAGCUCAAGCUUCAGAUUGCUAAUCUGUUGAAGGCAGAGGAGAAGAACAAGCAGAAGAUGAAGGGGAUCCAGGCCAUCUUGGAUGAAUAA
Messenger RNA from Aegilops tauschii subsp. strangulata, 786 nucleotides. NCBI's taxonomy places the organism in Eukaryota, Viridiplantae, Streptophyta, Magnoliopsida, Poales, Poaceae. The record is from RefSeq and is a predicted model, not a curated record.